AUGAUUGCCUUUGAGCCGGUCAGGCUGGUCGGUUGCGAAGAGCGGUACGUCAUCGGCAAGAUGCUUGGGCAAGGCAAGUAUGGCCAGGUUUACAAGGCCGUCUGCAUGCAGAGCGGCGUGCGUAUGGCGGUCAAGGUUCUGCCGCUUGCCGACGAGACGACGCGCGCGUCGGCGAUGCAGGAGCUCGCCAUCAUGCGCCGCAUCGACCACCCGCACGUCGUCCACCUCGCAAACUAUUUCGAAACAGCCAACUCGGCGCAGCUCGUCAUGGAGUGGCUGCCUGGAGGUGACCUCUACGCACAGCUCAUCGAGCGCUUCUCGCCCGAGCCAUUCGGCGUCAACUCGUACUCCGAGUCGCAGAUCCGCAGCCUGACCUUCAUGGCCCUCUCCGGGCUGCAGGCCCUGCACGAGCUCCGCAUCGUCCACCGCGACAUCAAG
Molecule: messenger RNA, 438 nt
Organism: Emiliania huxleyi CCMP1516
Lineage: Eukaryota; Haptophyta; Isochrysidales; Noelaerhabdaceae
Exons: 1
Biological process (GO): protein phosphorylation
Molecular function (GO): protein kinase activity; ATP binding
Source: RefSeq, a predicted model, not a curated record